AUGGCAGACCACGCCGACGCUCCGAAUUCAAACAAGGCCUUCGUGCCUCUUGAAAAUAACCCCGAAGUAAUGUCCCACCUAAUCCACCAACUCGGCCUCCCCCCAACCUUCGGCUUCUCCGACGUCUUCUCCAUCGACGAACCCGACCUCCUAGCCUUCGUCCCCCGCCCCUCCCACGCCCUCCUCCUCGUCUUCCCCGUCUCCCAAACCUACGAAGCAUCCCGCCUCUCCGAAGAUGCUCCUCUCUCCGAAUACACAGGCUCGGGACCAAAUGAGCCGGUGACAUGGUUUAAGCAGACAAUUCGGAAUGCGUGCGGGUUGAUCGGUCUGCUACAUGCGGUGUCGAACGGUGAGCCGAGGAGGAAUAUCGUGCCGGGAUCGGAUUUGGAAACGCUACUAGCUGAGGCUGAGGGGAUGGGGCCCGUGGAGAGGGCAGAUUUGCUGUAUGAGAGUAAAGCGUUGGAGAGUGCCCAUGCGGAUGCGGCUAGGUUGGGGGAUACGCAGGCGCCUGGGGCGGAGGAUAGUGUGGACUUGCAUUUUGUGGCGUUUGUGAAGGGGGGUGAUGGGCGGUUGUGGGAGUUGGAUGGACGGCGGAAGGGACCGUUAGAGAGAGGGGUUUUGGGGGAGGACGAGGAUGCGUUGAGUGAGAAGGCGUUGAAUUUGGGUGUGAGGAGGUUUUUGAAGACGGAGGCGGCUGGGGGAAAUCCGGAUUUGAGGUUUAGCCUGGUUAGCUUGGGCCCUGUUUUUGAUUGA
Messenger RNA from Aspergillus ruber CBS 135680, 753 nucleotides. Its product is annotated as ubiquitin carboxyl-terminal hydrolase. Gene Ontology annotation, cellular component: cytoplasm. Lineage: Eukaryota; Fungi; Ascomycota; Eurotiomycetes; Eurotiales; Aspergillaceae. Gene Ontology annotation, molecular function: cysteine-type deubiquitinase activity. The record is from RefSeq and is a predicted model, not a curated record. The transcript is spliced from 2 exons. Bases 1 to 753 code for a protein of 250 amino acids. Gene Ontology annotation, biological process: ubiquitin-dependent protein catabolic process; protein deubiquitination.